GAGUGGAAAACCUCACCUGUCACAACCUCUGGGAGGGUGGAGGCAGGAAUCGGGAAAUAAACAGCGAAACCCAACCGAGAGUUGAAGGAAGGUAGAGGAGGAGGAGAAGAAGAAGAAGCAGAGAACCCAGGGCAAGCUUGUUGCUUCUUCCCUCCCGAGCUUUCCCUUUGUUGCCUCUUCAUACCUGGAUACCUGGAGGAAACGACUUACCUGCUUCUCCCCCUCCCCCAGAAGGCAUCUUCUCUCAUGGGAGAAACUGGGCCCUGGUGCCCUGGUUGCUGACUGCCUUUCUCCCCUUCCUUUUAACCUCCUCAAAGCCACAGCCCUGCCAGCGAAGGUUGGCAUCCUGGCUUCCAACUUCUCCCCACUCUAACCCACUGGAUCCCCCCCCUUCCCCUCCUAUUUCUCCCCAGCCCCACUCCAUGGCAACCACCACAGCUCCCUCCAUGUACCCUGAGGAGGAAGCUGCGCUUCGGACCCCUUUCCCUCUGACCCCACCUGCCCUGGGGGACGAGUUCUAUCCCUUUGGGGGCGAGCGGCAACAGACGUUUGGGGGCGAUGUGGCUGCUGGGGACGGGGACCCCGAAGAGGCGGACUUGGGGUUGUUGCUGCAGAGGAAGGAGCAGGACCUGCUGCUGGCAGCUGAGCUGGGGAAGAUGCUUCUGGAACGCAAUGAGGAGCUGGAAAGGCGCUUUGAGGAACUAGCCAAGGAGCACAUGGAGACCAAAGAGCGACUGGAGCAAGAGAAGCAUGAACUCCGCCUGCACCUUGAAUCCGGAAGGGCUGAAUUUGAGACUCGCGUGGCGGAGCUGGAGACUGACCUGACUACAGUCCGGGCCCAGCUGGGGCAGAAGCGCAUGGAGCAGCAGGACACUAGCCGGGAGAGCUCGCAGGCCGUCCUGGACCUCUCAGAGCAGAACCAGCGCCUGGUAGAGCAGCUUAGUCAGGUCACACACCUGGAGCAGCGGCUGCAGGAAGAACUGGCCUUGUUGCGUGGGGAGCAUCGGACCUUGUCCCUUAGCAGCGCUGAACACGCGGCCAGGACACAAAGCCUGCAGGCUGAGAACCUUAUGUUACAAGAGCGGAAGCGAGAUCUGGAGAAGCAGACCCAUCAGCUGCGGGAGGAGAACGAAUCGAUCCAGGCGCUGGUAGACACACUGCACAACAACCUCCUCCUCCUCCGUAACGAGAGCCGAGAGAAGGAGCUGCGGAUGCAGCAGGUUGAAGUGGAAGCUGAGGAGCUCCGGGCCUCCAACCGUCGCCUCCAGCAUCAGGUCAAGGAGAUGAAGGAGGAGAUCCGCCUGCACGAUUUAGACACUUCAUUCACCUCCAUCCAGUCUGAGAUCGAAAGUAGCUUGGAGGAUGCUCCUGGCGCACCGGGGAAGGCCCCUAAGCUGAUGGCCAAUGGCACCUGCAAUGGUUCCUGGCAUACCCCCACAGCGGCAAAAAACUCCUCAAAGAGAGUGGAAGAGGAAGGAAUUGACUAUGCCAAACGGGUGUCAGCCUUGAGUCACCAGGAGCAGGAUUUGCUGAGGCAGAAAGAAGCAGAGAUCAUGAAACUUCAGGAUCAGAUUACACUACAGUAUGUAGAACUCUGCAAUUUAAAGACUGAGAUCAAGAGCCAGAGGCGACUGUAUCAAGAAAGCAACCGGGACGAAGCACUGAAAUUAGCCAUAGUAGAUCGAGAUGAGGCCAUAAUAAAGAAAGGCGAAAUGGAGUUGGAACUGGCAAAAGUCUCCCUGGAACGGGAUUCCAUGAGCCAGCAGCUAUUGCGUGUCAUUCGCCAGAAGAUGGCCCUUUCCCAGGAGCUGGAAGCUUGGCAAGAUGAUAUUCAGUAUAUCAUUCACCAGCAACUACUGCAGAAGCACCAGGAAGAGACCCACCCCAUCACUUCGUCGCCCAGAAGCCCGGCAGAAGGCAAGAACCCUCCUUUCUAUCGCCGUGGCACCAGCAUCCCCAAUGGCACUGGCUUCUUCUCACUCUUCCGGAAAAGCUGAGGAGCUGGACAGGUGGUGGAGGGAAUAUAAACGCCAGAACUCAUUGGUGGCGGAAGUGGCAGCUGUCGAUGAGACCAAGACUUGAGGUGGCCAGGGCUGAAAUGGCUUCUGGGCCUCUUAGCAGCUUGUCAACUAACUCCAGGCCAAAGGAAUUUGUUCUCCGGUUCCAUUACGUUGCUCAUAAUUGAUCCCCUGUUCACACUCUAUACACACAGAGGAUACUCACAUGUGUUGUAAUAGGAGCAGAGCCACACUGCCGGUCCCAAUAGCGGAGAGUUGAGUGCAGAGAUCUGUGAGUGUAAAAGAACCAGCAUGCAAGACAUACUCCUUGCACAGAUCUUGUGGGUAGGUGGGGGGCUAGCCCAGAACAUGAUGUCAGGGCGGGCCCAGGAGUUUUGUUUACAGGCAUCCACACUCAAUGUGCGGAUAUCACAUGUGUAUGGCUAGCCUGGGGCCACGAUGUCAGGGGUAGGGUCAGGGGGUCCUUUUGUACUGGAGAUGUGCUUUACAGGUGAGAGAAAGGGAGAGAGAAAGACAGGGAGAUUGGAAUGUCCAUUGCAGUAAGGCAGAAAGCCCUAUGUAUUAGGAAGGAAGGGGAGAGAAAGAGAGAAGUUAAUAAGGAAUAUGGGGUGCUGGCAGUGGAAGGGAGUAAGAAAGUAAGUAAGUUGAUAAGAGUAAGUUGAUGAGAAAGAAGGGGUGGGUAGGAAUAAAAGGUAAUUAAUAAUGACAAGAAGUGUGGGGUUCUGCUACCCCCCCACUUUUGCCCUUUGGGCAUGCCCACUUUGACAUGUGGCCCCCGGAGUGCUGGCCUUUGGGCAAUGCGGCCCUCAGCCAGAAAAAGGCCAGCUGCCCCGUUUUACAUUUUACAUGUUUAUCUAUGCUCAGUGCGCAGGCAGGAGGUGCAGGAUAGGAUGCUGGGAGCUGGCCCAGCAGUGCAACUCUGUUCCUAUUGCAACACGUGAGCUGGGCUCCUAAGAACAUCGGAAGAGCUUGCUCUGCUGGAUCAGUCCAAAGGCCCCUGUCGCCCAGCGUUUUCCCAGCAGCCGGCCAGAUGCCUGUAGGAAGCGUGCAAGUACUACUACUCUCCCUACCUGAGGAUGUGGUAUUUAGAGGCAUCCUGUCUCUAGCAAUGGAGGGAGCUUUCAUGGCAUUUCUCCGUCAGCGAGACUGACACGCUGAGCUGUCCAUCUGAGUUUUAAUGAUAGACCAAUUCCAGCACUAAUGUGACUAAUGUGGUGACAAGAUAUUUCCUUGCAUUUUAAUAGUCUGCUUGGAACAACUGUGGGUUCCAAGUUACGCCCUCAGAUCAGCCGGUCCUGUCAGUCAGGGCCCUAAGUACCUAACAAAACGAUUCAUCUGAAAUCGGGGCACUUGUAUCCAACUGGCGAUAAGAGUUACCACAGGCCACCACCACCGAUUGGAUGGCAUCAGCAGGCCAAAAAGCUACAGUGGGGCAACUAAAACCAAUCACAUGAUUGGGUGCCGUUUCCAAUGCCAGUGGAAUUGCUCGCCAUAUAAAUAAACUAGCUUAUUUUGCACCUCUCUUCUUCUUCUUUUUUAAAGAAAUACCUUUAACUUCCCAAUGCCAGCUGGCCUGUCUGUGUUCCAGCAGAUGUUCCAAGUUUGCCCAGCGAGAGCCAUGAUUCAGCUAAGUGGAUUUUUCUAGAGGACCUUGCAGAUGCAAACCUGCAUUGUCGACAUCGUCCAAAUUUCCUUUUUGUAAAUAAAAAUAAAAAUAAAUUCACUAGCCUUUUACUCCCUUUCAGACUUAAAAGCUCUGGGGCUGGCUAGAAUAAUAUUUCCCUCCGUAGUGAGUGGGGGGGAAUUAAUGCUGACUUCUUAGAAGUCUGGGGAUAAACGGCUGACAAACCGUUAGCCACGGGAGAUUAGCGGUACUUGAUGAUCCCUCCGAACGUUCUAACUGUACUAGCACUUUACUUCCCUGCGAAACCCUGGUUUGCUGUUUUUGGGGCAGCUUCCCAUGCUUUCUCGUGCACUGACGCCACAUCAACCCUAUACAGUACGUUUGAAGCACAACAGCAUCCCCCAAAGAAUCCUGGGAUUUCAGUUUGUUAAAGGGGCUGGGAAGUAUAGUUCUGCCUGUGGGUGGGCAAACUACAAUGCCCAGAAUUCUUUGGGAAGAUUGCUCAGUGAGUAGAGCAUGAUACUCUUGGGGUUGUGGGUUCGAGCCCCACAUUAGGCAAAAGAUUCCUGCACUGCAGAGGGUUGGACUAAAUGACCCUUGGGGUGUCUUCUAACUCUACAAUUCUCUGUUUCUAGAAAUUUAAAUGUGCUUUAAAUGUAUAUUCUGAACAUGACUGAAAAUGAGAGGUUCUGAAGGCGUGCCUUUCUCGGAGAUUGGGCUUUCCUAAAUGUGGGACACCCUCUGUAUUCAGUAGUGGAGCCAGUUACUAUGAGGAGGAGGCAUAAGGUGGAACCUUGCAAAUAUCUCUUACAAACUCUGCACACCAGCAGGGGGGCACAAUGACGCCCCUUCAGUAGGCGGCAGUAUUACCCACGGCACAUUAGGGGCCUCGCUUUAUCUAGAUUUUCCUUGCUGUUCAUUUGGGGGGGGGUGAUGAAUAAUCUGUGCCCGGUAGUCGGUGACUUGUGCAUACAUUUAUGCAAAUGAACAAUUAUUACUUUGUCACGUGGGCACCCCCAGCAGAGGGUACUGCCGUACUUUCAUCUCCUUCCACCCUUUCCCCUUGCUGUUGCAAAAAAGGGGGGAACCCCCAAACCGAUACUAUUUUGCCAGUUUCACUUUUCAGCUGCUUAGGACAGGCAACAAUUUGCAAAGCAAAGCCGCUGGGAAGAGCCAAGACAAGAGAAAAUAUUUAUCUACGAAGCAGAAGAUGUAUAUUGUUAUAGAAUAUUUUUGGCUGUAUAUUUUGUUAAUACAAAUUUAAUACUAUUCUGUUUAUUAAAUAAAGAAGUAUGGUUCUUAAACCUCACGCCUACCUCGCUGUCUGCUCUUGGGAAGCAGGUUCUUUGGGAGGGAGGUUGCGGCCUACUCACACAGAGCAGGGAAUGCUGGGAAGCCUAGAGAAGGUUGGGAACCAAUAAUUCUAGGAAAUUCUAAGGAAACAGUGCUUAAGUUUGCAAAACUUUAUCUCAGCCAACUUGUAGUCAGGGCCUUGGAUGUCGCCUGGAAGCUGCACAUGCUCAAAGUUGUGAGCUGGUGACACGCUGCAACAUUUUGUUAUUGGGGGGGGGGCUCACUUGUACCUUCUGAAAGCCAACCUGGAGAGAUUAACAAAAAUGCUGUUUCUGUUUUAAUAGGCAGACUGCUUUUUCCAUCACCCCUCAACAGUCGGGGUGGGGAAUAACUACGGUAUAUUUCCUGUUACCAUCAGAUUGAAUUUUAAACCAAUCUGAUCAGAGUAUUAUUCUUUG
Molecule: messenger RNA, 5393 nt
Organism: Zootoca vivipara (common lizard)
Lineage: Eukaryota; Metazoa; Chordata; Lepidosauria; Squamata; Lacertidae
Gene: BICDL2
Product: BICD family like cargo adaptor 2
Biological process (GO): Golgi to secretory granule transport; vesicle transport along microtubule
Source: RefSeq, a predicted model, not a curated record